Glossina fuscipes is the source of this 5550-nucleotide messenger RNA. RefSeq names its product myosin-13-like. Lineage: Eukaryota; Metazoa; Arthropoda; Insecta; Diptera; Glossinidae. The record is from RefSeq and is a predicted model, not a curated record. The coding region runs from base 1 to 5550 and encodes 1849 amino acids. The transcript has a single exon.
AUGGAUAUGGGCAGCUGGAAAAAUAUUCUAUUGCAAUGGAUAUCGGAAUGCGGCUUCGCCGAAUGUAACUUUUUCAAUUUAGAACAAUCGGACAUUGAAAAGUUCUAUAUGAACUUUAGCAAGAAGCAUCACGAAAUUGCUUCAAGCAAAUGCCCGGAACUAUGGGACUUUUUACAACAAUUUUAUCCUGAAUUUGAAGUGAAUCGCGACGACAAUAAUGGUUUAAGUUCGGCAGAUUACAUAUACGUGUAUACUUUGCUGCUGCAUUUCUCAUGCGUUAAACGUCCGCAAACGUUUUUUCAUGAUAUCUGCCAAAAAUUGCCGAGCGAUUCACAGCAAAGCAUGGCCCAGUUUUUCCACGAAUUGUUGGAAAUGGAACAAUUAAAUAAAGUCAAUUUACGCGAAGCUGUGGCCGAAGUGAUCGCAUCACAUGCAUUGUCGCGAUCUAAUCAUUCAAUCAGCAGAAGUAAUGAUAGCCUCACACCAGGCACUAGCAUUGAAACCGAUUCCCCGUUGAAGACACCAAAACGUAACAUUGGCGCGCGGCGCAACUUACUACUUACUCCGAAAACUCAUCUUCUGGAAGAACGAACACGUGAAUUGUUUGCCUUGAGAGCCCAACUUGAUACUGAGCGUUAUGAAAAAGAUCUUUUAGAAAUACAAAUAAAACAAAACGAAGACAAAGUUCUUAGACUGAGUCAAGACCAUAAAAAGUUAAUACAGCAAAUACAAGAAUUGAAAAUUGAUGUCCUUGUGAAAACCACAGACGAAAAUAAUUCAUCGGUCGAUCGUGAAGGCGUUGAGCGUGACCAGGCGCAGAAACGCUUAGUUAAAGAAAUAACGCAGAAGGAUAAUGAAAUCGUGAAAUUAAGUGAAACCUUAAGAGCCACGGAAGAAGAUAAAAUUCUUGCGGAAGAAAAGCUCACCUACAAUGAAUGGCAAAUUGAAAUGUACGGUGAACGCAUUGAUCUUUUGGAAUGUGAAAUGAAUGAUCUUGCUGAAGAGAUUCAGAAAAGAGACAGCACGAUUAAAUAUCUCAACGAUGCAAAAGUCGAGUUGGAACAAUUCAUUGCUGAGAUGCGUGUAGUCGGAUUAAAAGCUUCGAUUGAGGUUGAUUCAUCAUUUUCGCCGGCUACAGAAGUUUUUAGUCAGUCCACGCCGCCGGAGCCGGAAAGUUUGGCUGCUUCUGUUAUUGACAAGCAGUUGCGUGAAAAGGAACACGAAAACGCUCAGUUGCGUGCAGAACUGCAUAGGCUGAAUGCUAAUAACAAAUUAUUCGCCGAACGCCUUAAAGAGAUGAUAAAAUUGAAAAUGAAUGAGUUUAAAAUUACUUCAGAUCUGCAUGAUUAUGAUUUGGAAACUGAUAAGUGUGAUCCCACCGCCCAAUUUAAUAUAUUCGCGAGUUGCAUGGAAAAAAUCAACAUGCAUCACCAACUUGAGAAGAAUAAGAUCAAAUCCCUUGAACAGGAAAUUGUAGUAUCGCAAAAGAAGAAUUUGGAAUUGGCACGUAAAUUAGAUUCUGUACUCCAAGACGCAAACUUGCUGAAAUAUGAUCUAAACGCCUUUGAACAUAACAAUAAAGAGCUAGAGGAAACAAAGAAAAGAUUACAAAAUUCUUUAAGCAAUUGUGAGGCAGAGCUGAAAAAUUUAAAAGAGCAAGUAACGGACAGCGAAAAGAUCAAAGAAAGCUCGACCAAAGAAAUAAAUGCUUUGAAAACAAAAUUGCAUCAAACCGAAAACAUAAAUGCCAAACUAAUGGACUGCAACGCUCAGUUAAAAGAGCAGUUAGAUGGUUUGCAAACUAAGUUACAAGAGUUGCAAGAAAAGUGGAUGACUCAGACCAAAUGCUUAGAGGAACAAAUAAAAGCACUCAACGAUCAACUUCAAAACCAAAGCAAGGAGCUACAAGCAUUUCAAGACGCGGAGAUUGCUUUAAAAAGAAACUAUGAGCAGAUAUUAAUACGUAACGAGCUUUUUAAAGAGAAUUGGCGAGAAGCAACUGAGCACUCGAACACCAUGUGUAAUGAACUUAGGUCGAAAGAGAAGGAAAUGUCCGGUUUGGAUGUGCAAAUAUCGAACCUAACUAUGAAGAAUAGCGAUUUAGCGAAACGUAUCGAUGUAUUAAUGCAAGAAUAUAAACAAGAGAAACAACAAUUGCAGAGGAAUCAAGAUCAAGGGCUGGAACGCAUUAAGGAAUUGGAUAAUGAAAUUUUUAAACUGAACGAAGAACUUGCACACAUGCGUACCAUUCUCGAAAACAGUGAAUCUCAGGGUACCCAUUUAAGCCAAACACUGGAGCAGUUACAAAGGAAAGGAACUGAAUUACUAAAGUUAUGUUCCGGUAAUUCUAUGCCUGAUAGCUCGGUCGAUGCUUUUGAGGAACUUGAAUAUCACAUUAAAUCACUUGUAGAGCAGAAUUCCACAAAGGCAGCUAGAUUAGAAACACUGGAAGUCACGCAAAAGGAAAGCAAUAGCCGCUUGAAUUACUUGCUGAAGCAAGUGCAAGAAAAGGAACGCGUGCUUGACCAGCGCAGUAGUACUUGUGAGGAGCUACUCGUUUUGAGGGCGCAAAAUAUUGAAUACGAAGAUAAAAUUGAAAAACUAAAGGUCAACCAAAGUCAGUUCAUUGAGCAAAUUAAGAGCGACUUGGAUAAAAAAGAAAACGAAUUGCAUCAGCAGAUGGAGGAGGCGAAAUUAGAACAUGAACAACGUUUGAAGGAAUUGAAUAAGGAAUUAAUAUUAGAAAGAGAACACAAAACUAAUAAGGAAAGGGAGCUAUUGUUGGUAACAGCCGAACACAUGGGAAUAAAGAGUAGAUUAAACGACGCAGAAAAAGAAGUGCGCACAUUGCAGGAGGUCAAUGGCAGAAUUAGGAUUAAUUGUGAACGUUUGCAUAGUUUUGAGAAACGCGUUAUAGAGUCCUGCGAGGGGAAUGAGAGACUUGAACUGGAAAUUCAUACCUUUAAAUAUGAAAUUUCUAAGAAGGCACAAUAUUUAAUUGAUUCUGACAAAGCUAUGUGCAAACUAAUGGAAGAAGUUAAAAAUUUCGAUUACUUGAAAAAGCAAAUUAAAGAUUUGCAAGGUUGUUUGAACCAAGGAAUUAAAGCGAGGGAAAUAAUCGACAAAGUCUUAACGGAACACAAGCAUAUAUCAGAAGAAAAACUGCAGGAGCGAUUGAAUGAGCAGAGCCAGGCCCUUAACAUAUUUAACGAUAAAUUAACUAAAGUGACCAGUGAAAUAGAGCGAUUGUUAGGAGAAUCAACCCCCUUUGUAUUGCAAAUUCAGCGAGAACAAGAAGAAGAGAGCAUUUUGCCGUCAUCUCUAAAGAAUUCGGCAGAUCAAAUGGGGGCCAACGUUCAAGGGGAAGGAAGCCGCGGGGAAAAUUUGGAAAGACUUAACGAUGAACUCAAAUCGCAACUUGAAUCUCUACCUCAACAAAAUGAGAACCUUCCUAGUAAGUUGUCUGAACGUGAAAACGAUUAUAGACCGCUGUUUGAAGAGCAGGAACAAGUUCGAGAAGAUUCCCAAGAGAAACUCUGCACAUUAAUGCGAAAAUUGGCGGAAAGUUGUGACAAACUGGAGAGCUAUGACGUCGCACUUAGGGAUAUGGUGGUAGUGAUAAGGAAUAAUAUUAACCUGACCGCCCAAAAAGACGAAAUCAAGAACAUUUUCAACGCUUGUGCCGACUCAUCGGAAUGUGGUAUUAAUCAGUUACGUCAUUGGCUUAACCGUUUGCUUUAUAUUCAAAGUGUCCAAGAUAGCAAAAUAGAGGAGCUGCAGCAGAAGGAAGACCAAAACUUAAAUUUAAAAGAAGAGUUGAUUAACGAAAAUCAAGACCUGAAAUGCAAACUAGAGCGAAAUCAAAAAAAAGUCCAAGAUAUGCGUAAACAAAUGGAGAAUAAGGAUUCAAUUAUGCAAAAGCGCCUUAAGGUUGAGGUCAAGGGCUUCGAAGAGGAAAUAUUAAAACUGGAAAAAAUGCACGAACGUGAGGAAGGAACACUGCAAAGCGAUGCUGACAAAGUCAUCUCGGGAAAUGAGAUUAAAUACCCUAAAGCGGAUUUAUUACGUGCGAAUGAAAAUGUUUCACAACUCAUACAACAAAUCGACUCGAUAAGAAUGGAAAAAGAAGGUGUUUGCGAAGAGAAUCAGUUGCUACGUAAGCAAUUAGAAGAGGUGGGCAAACAUUGCACUACCUCCGAAACGAAAUUACAGUCUUUCAUUGAGCGCUGUCAGUCCUGGGAACGCCACCUCAGCGCCAGUCAAAACGAACUAAGAAAUGCCAAAACAAAUUUAGAAAAAAGCGAGACAAAUAUCGAGAAAUUAACGAAUGAAAAUAAAAAGCUCUGUGAAUCUCAUCAGGCAACCACUAAACGGGUUGAAAGUAUGGCUCUGAAACUGAGUAACGCUCAGACACGCAGCAUCGAACUCGAAAGAGACAACGAAAAGUUGUGCAAAACAUUGGAGGCGAAUUUAACAACUGCUGAGACAUUACAAAAGGAGAAAGAUUUGCUGCAAAGCGAAGCUAGCGCUCUAAAAGAGCGACUCUUGCGGGCCGAAAGGGGCCACGUGCAGCUGCUUGCCAAAGUACAAGAUCUCGAACAUAUAAAUAGAACAUUGCAGGAUGCUAAACAAAAAUCAGACACGGCUGACAUAGAUGGCAAAACAAAAAUAGACAAACUUGAAAAAGUGAAUGCAUCGAAUGAAGAGAAGGUACGAAAACUGACCGCGUCGCUGAAUAGUAGCGAACGUUCCAAUGUCAAACUUAAUUUGGAAAUCGGUGCCCUAAACUCGCAAUUCCAAAAGCUUAGUUCGGAGCUUUCCGCCAAAUAUGAAGCGCAAACUGAACAAAUCCAGCGGCAUCUAUUUAGGGCCCAAGAGCAAGCGCAAAAAUAUGCAGAACUUAAUCAGAAUUUGACAAAUCAGAUUAACGGACUUCAAGACCAAAGUGCGAAAAUUGACCACCAGUUGUCAAAGGUUUCGUUGUUAGUGAGAAUUAGUAAGGAGCGUUGCGAUAAUCUGUGCACCGAAGUGGAACAAUUGCGAGCUGGAUUACUGGUAUUGCGGGAGGCUAAGGCUAAAGCAGAACGAGAAAAAGAAAUUAUUAAGCAAAGUCUAAAAGAGAUGCACGCUCAAAACGAACAGUUAAUGCGUGAGCGUGACAGUUUGGCCGAAAGUUUAGAGGACCAAAUUAAACGUAAGACCAAAGAAGUAGAAAGCAUGCAAAAUGAACUAAAGCAACUUAGAGAAAAAGCGGAAAGUCAAAGUUCAGAAUUAAUAGAAGGCGAAAAGGUUACAGCAACCAAUGUAGUCGAAAGGGAAGAAUUACGUACGCUUCUCUCUAACAUGAAUGAGGCUCUUGAAAAGGAGCAACAAUUAAAUGAACACUUGCGGUCCGAUAACCAGUUGCUGCAUGAUAAAUGUCAGGAAGCAAAACAGCAUGCUGCUGAAGCAACAGUCGACGGUGGAGAACGCGUUAAAGGAAAUCGUUUGGAAUUGGAGAAGAUACUGGAAAAGAUGAAAGCCAAAAUCAAAAGGAUUUUGAGAAAAUGA